GAAAAAGAAUUAGUGAACUUGAAUAUAGGCCAAGCGAAAUUUUUCAAGAUAAAAUACUGAAUUUCAAAGGGUAACAACUUCCUCUGAGGAGAGAUGGGAUGGGAAAAAAAGAAGGAAAAAAAGAAAAAGUAAAAGGUAGAGAAAAAAGAGCAGAGCAUCCAAGAACUGUGGGACAAUAUGAAAAGGUAUAAUAUAUAUGCAAUUGAAAUAAUAGAAGAAUAGAGGCAAAAUGUCAGAAGAAAUAUCUGAAAAGACAAUUGCUGAGAAUUUUCCAAAAUUAAUGGAAGACAACAAAUCACCAACCUAAACGUUUAGAGAAGCCCAAGCAGAAUACAAAGAAAAACACACAUAGGGACUUCCCAGGUGGUGCAGUAGUUAAGAAUCCACCUGCCAAUGCAGGGGACACGGGUUCAAGCCCUGGUUCGGGAAGAUCCCACAUGCUGCGGAGCAACUAAGCCCCUGUGCCACAACUACUGAGCCUGCGCUCUGGAGCCCAUGAGCCACAACUACUGAGCCCACGUGCCACAACUACUGAAGCCCGCGCACCUAGAGCCCAAGAGAAGCCACUGCAGCGAGAAGCCCGCGACGAAGAGUAGCCCCCGCUCGCCGCAACUAGAGAAAGCCCGCGUGCAGCAACAAAGACCCAACACAGCCAAAAAUAAUAAAUAAGAUAAAUUAAAAAAAAAAUUAAACCAGGAGUUUGAUUUCCCAAGGCUAUCACUCUACCUCUUAAAUGUUCCACCAAGAAUGGCUAUUCCUACAUCUCCCCAGAGCUUCCUUGAGCUCUUCUGGAUGAUACUGGCACAGGUAUAACAGGCAUUUUUUUCUUAGGUUGAUGGAUUUAUAAUCAAGGUAGAAACAUUUGCUCAAAAUUAUCUGAAAUGCAUCAUAUAUCCAUUAAUUCAUCAACUCAAAACAUAUUUACUGAUACCUACCAUGGGUCAGGUCCAGUGAUAGGCACUGGGGAUAUAAUAAAAAUGACAAAGUUCUCUGGCCACAAAGAGCAACAGCUUGAGAAAUGAGAUUCCCACUCCACCUGGCAGGCCUGUCCACUGCACCCACCAAACCCUCCUAUCCCGGACAUCUUAAAGUGUCAAAUAUUUCCUCAGCCUGGGAAUGUGAACCCCAGCAGACACCCAGACCAGGAAGCAUAGGCUGUACUUUCACCAUAAUUAAUGUGGAGGGUGCAUAAAAAACCAAACUGAUGCUUCCAACAGGAAAACUAAAAUCUGUUUCUGAGGAGGUAGGGCUAAAAUAAAAGAGAUUGCAUUUAAUCUAAACCAUUUCCUGUGAGUUGGAUUUCUUUUUUAAAACUUGGCCGCCUCAUCAUCUUCUUAGUCACCUUUUCUCCAGGCUUAUUGGAGGCGUAGUCCCUCCUAGCAACCUCCCAUCUGCUAAAAAACAGAAUCAAGAGAAUGAAGAGCCUCGAUGAUACAUCUGUCACUGAGUGAAAAUAUUAGGAGAAAAGCAAUAAAUGUACUAUCCAUUUGCAUAAAACCUAUUAAUGCCCUCUUCAGACUAAUGAAAUGAAUUUUACAUCACGGAGAGCAGCUGUGAUCUGCUGUUUCUAGUAAUGAGGAGUAUUUGAAACAAUCUGCAAACCACUGUUGCUCCUAAUUGCCAAGCAACACCUUUGACUUUAGUUCUCUCCGAGUAAAAUACUCUUGUUGGCCAGAGGAAGAUUUAUCUGUUGGGCUCCUCUUUGCUCAAAACACUGUUAGGUUUCUUGGGUUCCUGUUUUUCUCAAGCUAGUGCAGAACCAUGGCAUUUCAAAUCUUUCUCUUCUGUAUUUUAAUCAAAACUAGUGCCUUUUUUUUUUUUCUUACUAUCAAUCUGAAACCAUUUUGAGGGGUAUAGUCUCAGUCAGGACUUUCCUCUCCAGUGUGCUGGUCCCGGGUUAACGCUGGCCAGGCAAAGCGACCUUCUGUCUGGCUGUACUAUAUGUAACCACCCAACGGGAGAGGUUUCUAGAGCCCAGCGGUUCGCGGCUCCCGCGAGGGCUGCACCGGGGCUGCGGCAGAGACUGGAAGGGGAUCUACCCGGAUUGGGAGGGGAGACGCGGAGAGGAAGGUGGAGAAGAGGAAUCAUGUGUGUUCCUCGAGCGUACACCCCCCCCCCCAUUUGAGUGACAAAUGACGAGGACAACCUAUAAAAACAACUAAGCGCAAAGCUACCUGCAUCUAUCUCCCUCUCCGUGCGUGUGCGUUUUCAACUAACUUUGGGAACUCGUUAAGACCCGGCAUCGCGCCCAGCGGAGCCUCGCCUCCACCUUGGUUUCCCGCGCCCUGCCUGCCCUGUUCGGUACCUCCUCUUCCUCCAGGCUAGGGAUGGAGGAUCCCUUCAGCCCCUCAACUCCGGCGCCGGCGCCCAACCUCUCCGUACCCAUCUCGCUGGGCUGGGGUCUCAACCUGACUUCCGGACAGGGAGCCCCAGUCCCGGGGCCGCCGCCGCCGCCGUCCGGGCCGCCCAGCCGCCGCGUCCGCCUGGUCUUCCUGGGGGUCAUCCUGGUGGUGACGGUGGCCGGCAACGCUACGGUGCUGUGCCGCCUGUGCGGGGGCGGCGGGCCCUGGGCAGGGCCCAAGCGUCGCAAGAUGGACUUCCUGCUGGUGCAGCUGGCCCUGGCCGACCUGUAUGCGUGCGGGGGCACCGCGCUGUCGCAGCUGGCCUGGGAGCUGCUGAGCGAGCCGCGCCGGGCCGCGGGCGACCUGGCGUGCCGCUUCGUGCAUCUGCUACGGGCAUCCGGCCACAGCGCGUCGGCCCACCUCGUGGCGAUCAUUGCCCUCGAACGCCAGCGCGCCGUGCGCCGUCCACAGGGCCCGCCGCUGCCCGCGCGCGCCCUCGCCGCCCUGGGCUGGCUGCUGGCGCUGCUGCUGGCGCUGCCCCCGGCCUUCGUGGUGCGCGGGGGCGCCCCCUCGCAGCCGCCCGCCGCGCCCCCGGCCGCUCGCGCCUGGCCCGGGGAGCGUCGCUGCCGCGACAUCUUCGCGCCGCUACCGCGCUGGCACCUGAUGGUCUACGCGCUCUAUGAGGCCGUCGCGGGCUUCGUGGCGCCGGUCGCGGUCAUGGGCAUCGCUGGCAGCCGCCUGCUCUGCGCCUGGCGGCAGCGCCCGCCCCAGGCCCCAUCGGCCGCGGCGCCCAGGUCGGCCAGUCCCGGCCAAGCCCCCGCGCCCAACGCGCUGCCCCGCGCCAAGGUCCAGAGCCUGAAGAUGAGCCUGGUGCUGGCGCUGCUGUUCGUGGGGUGCGAGCUGCCCUACUUCGCUGCCCGGCUGGCGGCCACGUGGUCGUCUGGGCUAAUGGGAGACUGGGAGGCCGAGGACCUAGCGGUGGCCCUGCGCCUCCUGGGGGUGGCCAACAGCGCUCUCAAUCCCUUCGUCUACCUGUUCUUCCAGGCGGGCGACUGUCAGCUCUGGCGGUGCUGGCGGAGGCGCCUGGGUGCAGUGUGCUGCCCGCGGGAGGGAGUCGCGGAGGACGACGAGGGCGCCCGGGGCCACCAGGCGCUCCACCGCCACCGCUGGCCCCACCCACAUUAUCACCACGCUCGGCGGGAUCAGCCGGAGGAGGGUUACUUGCGCCCACCCCCGCCGCGUCCCCGGUCGCUGCCCUGCUCCUGCGAAAGCGUCUUCUAGGUGUUCGUUGGCCAGAGUCAGGUCAUCUGUCGCUGCGGCACCGCUUCCACGGAACACGAGGCCGGCCGGGCUCUAUCUAGAUCACAACCGUCAGGACCGUCUCCAAGAGCGUUACACUGAAGCUGUCCCCAUCCUCCACUCCCCUAUUACAUUUCUUUCUAAUGUUUACAUUUUUCUACACUCUUCCAGGUUCUUUUCUCCUUUUCAGUUCUCACAUUUCCCCAUCUGGAGACAGAGAGUGAGCCAUUUGUUUGUAAAAGCAAAGUUACAGAGUUAUUUUUGUAGUUCUUUUUCACUCCCAUAGCAUUCUGGAUAAGACCAUUUGCUUUAGUUAAAUUGCCAAGCUUUCAUUACUUGCUGUGUUAUCAUCUGUUUUUCCUUGUUUGGGGUCGUGUUUAACUGUAGCUUGGGGACCAGAGAAUGUGUCUCUCUUUCCUGGAGGAAUAUCUUCACAUUGCCCUGAGGAGCCUGGAAAUUGUACCAGUGAUACUGUCAGAAAUGUAAUCUUGCUGUCACUUCAGAGCCACAGAGUAUUUGUAAAAUAAAAACAUUUCCCACAGAGCA
Messenger RNA from Orcinus orca (killer whale), 4187 nucleotides. RefSeq names its product G protein-coupled receptor 150 (gene GPR150). Lineage: Eukaryota; Metazoa; Chordata; Mammalia; Artiodactyla; Delphinidae. Gene Ontology annotation, molecular function: peptide binding; G protein-coupled receptor activity. Gene Ontology annotation, cellular component: membrane. The record is from RefSeq and is a predicted model, not a curated record. The transcript has a single exon. Bases 2328 to 3623 code for a protein of 431 amino acids. Gene Ontology annotation, biological process: G protein-coupled receptor signaling pathway.